Trifolium pratense (red clover) is the source of this 1289-nucleotide messenger RNA. RefSeq names its product transcription repressor MYB6-like. Lineage: Eukaryota; Viridiplantae; Streptophyta; Magnoliopsida; Fabales; Fabaceae. The transcript is spliced from 3 exons. The coding region runs from base 69 to 1085 and encodes 338 amino acids. The record is from RefSeq and is a predicted model, not a curated record.
UUACCAGAUUCACAUGUCUAUCUCACUCACUCUCUAUAUAUAUGCUACAGUGUUAACCAUAUUUCUCCAUGCAACAAGAGUACUCUACCAUAGCCAUAUUAGUGUCUGUAACCAAUAUGGGAAGAGCUCCUUGUUGUGAGAAAAUUGGAUUGAAGAAAGGAAGAUGGACUGCUGAAGAAGAUAAGAUCUUGACCGAUUACAUCAAACAAAAUGGUGAAGGGUCUUGGCGGUUUUUGCCUAAGAAAGCAGGUUUGUUAAGGUGUGGGAAGAGUUGCAGAUUGAGAUGGAUAAAUUAUUUGAGAGCAGAUGUGAAGAGAGGCAACAUAGCUCCUCAUGAGGAAGAAAUCAUUGUCAAGUUACAUGCUGUUCUUGGAAAUAGGUGGUCUGUGAUAGCAUCACAUUUACCCGGACGAACAGAUAAUGAGAUAAAGAAUUACUGGAACUCUCAUUUAAGAAGAAAAAUUUAUUGCUUCAUGAGAUCUAUAAAUGAGUCUCCACCACCACUACCACCGCUUGACAUGGCAUCUACAUCCAAAAAAUUAUUUAAUGGGAAAAAAAUUAAUCCAAAAAUAGAAGAGAACAAUAACAUGUCCCUUGAACCAAUUAUGCCUAAAGAAGUUGAAGAAAUUUCAAUGAAUAAUGUUUUUUAUGAAAUGGAGGGUAAUAAUAAUAAUAUAAAUAAUUCAAUUUUAUCAUACCCUAGCAAGAUUAAUGAAUUAGCUAUUGAUGAAGGUUUAGGACCAUAUAAAUGGCUUGAUGAUGAAAUUAUGAAACUUCGUACCAUGUUUGAAAAUGGGAUGAGGAGUUAUGUUACACAUCAUGAGAAUAAUGAAAAGGGUAUUAAUGAUUAUGAUUAUAAGAAUAUGCAUGUGGAAAUAAUGGAAAAAAAUAAGGAAAUGAAAAGUGACAUUAUUUGGGGAGAAUCAUCUAAUGGAGAAUGUGGAGAGUUGUACAAUUGUUGUUCAUCAGGGAAUUCUGCCACAGAUUAUGAUCAAUUGUCUGAUUGGGAUUUUUGUGAAGAAGAAAAAAUGAAGAGUUGCUUGUGGGGUACAGGUAUUGGUGAAAUCAUGAAUGGUUUUUAUUAGUAACUAAUAAAUUGUUUGAAUUGUUGGAAAUGUAAUUGUUUAUGUGAUUUUGUUGUGUGUAGAAGUUUAAUCAAUGUCAUAUAGUAUAGUAUAUAUAUAGUAUAUAUAAUAUAAAAUAAGAUCAUCAGGUCAGUUAUUUUUUUAAGUGGUAUGAGAUUUGAACUCUGAUUCCUGCAUAUAUAAUAUAAUAUCAUUAUUAAGUGA